Molecule: messenger RNA, 2136 nt
Organism: Paramecium tetraurelia
Lineage: Eukaryota; Ciliophora; Oligohymenophorea; Peniculida; Parameciidae
Exons: 5
Source: RefSeq, a predicted model, not a curated record
AUGUCUAAAAAGCAAAAUUCUUAGUCAACUCCAGAGAUUCUACAAUAUAAAGUCCGACCACAAAACCAUUAUUAAAUCGAGUAGUUGGUUUUAAAUGACAUGAAAAAAAAAAUACUAAAUGAUGAGAUGAAUUCCAUCUAAUUCUAUGAUAUUAUACAGCCAGAUAUGGUAUUCCUGAUUCAUAUUUAGAAUGAAAUUGUGGCCACUAAUCCAAAGGAUCUAACGAAAAAGCCAAUCAAAUUGCAUAAAAAAGUAAAACGCUCAGAUUUAGAAUCAAAUCUCAGAAACAAAUUAAUAAAUGAACCUGGUGGUAAAUUGUUACUCUAAGAAAUUUAUGAAAUUUUGGAUGAAGACGAUAUGACUCAAUAAGUAAAACCUGUACUUCACAAAGAAGAGUAAUUCAAGGGAAAUACAUAGUAUAAGUAAGAAAGUGAUGAUUUGAUGGUGGCCAAUUUGGACUAAUGGUGGAAGUAAGUGAAAGUGAAGAAAUAGUAAGAAUUUGAGAAGAAGUAAUUAGAGCUUGAGAAAGAAAAAUAGGUAAUAGCCUAAAUCUAAAAGGCAGUAUCAAUCUCAUCACUGAGGAGAGGUGCUGUAGAUAAAAGAACCAAUACCACGAUCUUGCCAGCCUUCCCCAAAUUGAUGUAAUCUCAAUCAUCUGAUGAUAAAUCUCCAAAAACUGAAAGCUAAACUCUUUUUCAGGCUAAAAUCAAAGGUUCUUUGGCCAAAUUAUCAAAUUAAAAGAAGGCUGAAUUGUUACAUCAAGAUAUUGGUUUGGUCAAAUAAUUAGAUAAGUAUCAUUAAUAAGGAUCGACCUUAACUUAAUAAGAAUUAAUUAAUAUUGAAUAGGCUAGGCAGAAGUAAUCACAUGAAGAGAAAUAGACAGAUACACUGAUUUUUGAUUACACUGUAGAGGGGCUCAAAAAUAGUUUACAUACAAGAAUCAAAAUGAAUUUAACCCAUUUCCUAAAUGCAAAUGAGAGAGCUGUUUUUUAUGAAAAAUAGACCCAAUCAAUUUUACAAUAGAUAAAUUCGAAAUUAGAUAAAUAAAAAAAGAUUGUGGGUAAAAAUGAACGUGAUCUCGAAAAUUUGAGGAUGGAAAAUCAUGAGAUCUACAAUAGACUUAGGUCUAUUGAAAAUAUAUAAAAACAAUUAAAAGAAGAGCUGGGCAAUGUUGGAAACAACAACAAUAAUUAAGUCUAAAAAUCCAACAAAUCAUCAAAUGUGGAUUUUUAUAUGGCCUCAGUUGGAAAAUAAAAUGAAAUAGACUCUUAAUUAGAAACUAUGAAAGAUAGUUAUAAGAAAUACAAAAUACAAAUUUAACUCAAUUUUAAAUAAAUAGAAAAAUUAGAAGCUGAAAACUCUAAAUUAAAUAAAAAUAAUAAAGAAUUAUUAAAAUCUAUUUAAGGAUUUCUUUAGGAAUUGCUUAAAAUUGGUCUCGAUUGUAGAAAAUAAGGAUUAAGUUGGAUUAUUAAGGCUAUUUGGGAUACAAAUGAAAAAUUAAGGGAUGAGAAUUUUCCUUCUUAUUUAGAUUCUAAAGGAAGAGAAUUCCUAAUAUUAAAAGCCAAAAAAAUGGUUGAAUUAAAUGAUUUAUUUAUUAGAGCUCAUCAACUAUUUGGAAGCUACCAUGGAAGGUUAGAAACCUCAUAAGAUAAUUUAAACAAUUCGAUAUUAUCCAUUUUAUCUAAAAAUCAUUUUUCGUAAAUUGAUUCCGAAGAAAUUAAAAACAAGACAUUAAGAGAAAGAAGAAUGAAAUCUAGUGGAGAGAUCAAUCUGUUACUUAAAGGAUUAAAUAGGGAAGAAAAGUAAUGUGUCUAAGGAACUCUUACAUCGAUUUUUUAAAGUAAACAAACUUUAAAUGACAUAAUUUACACUGAAGCACAAAAAAAGAUUUAGAAAAUGUUUAAGACUGAAACAAGCAUGGCAUUAGAGUAAUCGUUUAUAGCUGAAGAUAAAGAGAGAUUAAUAAGAGAAUAUUAAUAAAUUUAACAAGAUAUUGAAGCGAAGGAGAUUAUGUUUAAGAAAUUUGAAGAUUUAGAACUGUAGAGGAUUGUGAAAGAAAUAGAUUACAAAAAGUAUUUACAUAGAUUUUCUGUGGAACCCUUAUAAGUAUUAUCUGCAUUAUUUGGAUACGUAUGA